CCGCGAGUCCGACCGGACACUGCCUCGCCCCUACCGCCGCAGAGAUGCUCCAGGGCUUCCGCAGAGGCCGCCGGGGCCAGUUCAAACACAUCGCCCAUGGCCUUCUUCCUGCCGCCAGCAUCGCUCCCAAGGCAGCCGUGCCCCGCACACCACCCCCCCGCAGCCCCAACCCGUCUCCAGAGAGACCCAGGUCGGCGCUCGCCGCAGCCAUCCUCGCCACGACGUUGACUGGCCGGACUGUGGCCAUUCCUCAGCCGCGCCGGAGGUCCCAGUCCGAGGGGGACACAACCUAUGCUGACCAGGAUGGUCUCAUCCACCCCUACGCCACCAUUGCCGAGCUGAGGCCUCAGCAGGGCUGGCAGAACGAGGCAGGGCGAAGGUCUUCCUUGCUGUCCUUCUCAGCACUGGACUACGCAGAGGACGACUCCAGCUCGCAGCUGUGCUCCAGCCACGAGGAGUUGGGGCCCGGGGGCGCUCACCCAGCCAAAGGGGCCCGGGGCGCUGCCGUGUAUGCCCUGCCCUGCCGCAACCAGGUUCCAUUGUCACAUGAGGUAGAUAGAGAAGAAGAGGAAAAUUUCUCGAAGCAUGAUGGAUGCCGAGGUUCCCCGCCUGCAUCAGAGCGCACGCAGGAGAAAGAUGAUAAACAUGUUCUAAACUUGAAGGAUGAGAAGCCACCGCUUUGUGAAAAGCCUCCCCCCUCCCCAGAUGUAUCUGGUAGAGCACGUCAGAGGGGUCUGGAAAUCACCAGAGAGAAGUUCCAGGACUUAAAAGAAGAAAAUGGGUUUUUAAGCGACAAAAAUCGAACCCUUGCUUUUGAACUUAAAAUGGUGAAACAAACAGUGAAAGACCUCCACUCACAGCUCAAGAGGGUGGAAAAAGAAAACCAGAAACUGAAAGAGGCCCUGCCAGUGUCCUCCCCGGAAGUAAUGCCUGAAUUAUUUAAUCUGAGAAAGCAUGCUCAAGAACUGGUGGAUGAGAAUGAUGGGUUGAAAAUGACCGUCCAUCGUUUGAAUGCAGAACUGAGUAGAUACCAAACAAAAUUCAGACAUCUGUCCAAGGAAGAGAGUCUGACUAUUGAGGGGCUCCCCUCAGAAGGGCCCACCCCACCCUGGUUGCUGGACGUGAAGUACCUGUCUCCCUUGCUGCUGGCCUACGAGGACAGGAUGAAGGAGAAGGACGAGCUCAGCGCCACCCUUCAGGAAGAAAUGAAGAUGUUCAGGUUACGAGUCCAAGAAGUGGUGAAAGAGAAUGAAGAUUUGCACCAGAAGUUAAAGAAGAGUGACCCUGUUAACAGCGAGAAAUGGCACCAGCUUCAGACCCAGGCAGAACUGCUCUCAAAGGAAAACAAGUUGCUGACGGAACAGUUGGAGGUUCAGAGAAAAAAAGCCAAGGACGCCCAUCAGGAGCACCUCGAGGAAGUUUCUCAGCUGAAGAAACAGCUCACGCUUCUGGAGACUAUCACACAGAGCCAAGAGAGGGAGCUGAGCGAGAGUAAGAAGCAGCUGGAAGCUUUACGUCUGGAAUGCCAGGAAUUAAGAACACAACUGGAUGGCAAAAUCGCCCUGAAUGUUCAUGCUUCCAUUGUAAACGAAUUAGAAAGCCAUUUGCAGAAGGAAGAAGAGCGAGAGAGCGCAGAGAUGGACAAGUUGAUGGAGAAGCUGACCAGCCUGCAGUUGGAGAAUAAGAGCCUGCUGAUGGAGAAGGACAAUCUGACGGCCACGAGCCGAGCUCUGCGGGAGGAGCUGGGGCAGACGCAGAGGAGAUGCAGGAGAUCUGAAAAGAAAAUGGAAGUUCUCAAAAAGCAGGUAGAAAAAAGCAUGGAGAAGGAAAUGUCUGCUCACCAGUAUCUGGCAGAUCUUGUUGGCCUGGCAGAGACUAUAACCCAGGAACGUGAUCUUCUUAUAUGUUUGGCUAAAUGUUUAGAAAGUGAGAAGUGUGGAAUCCUCAACAGAAUCUUAGAAGGGAAUGUGCGCUUGGGAAGACUAGAGGAGAAGGUCAAGGGGUACAGGAAGCGGACGGCCCUGAAGGUGGGGGACAUCAGUCACCGCCUGACAGAGCAGCAGGAGGACUUCAGUAGCAGGACGGCCCAGUACCAGCAGGAGAUGAGGCACCUCCAACGGGUUCUGCAGGACAAGCAGGAGGUCCUGGAUGCGGCCCUGCAGCAGAAAAGAGAUAUGGAAGGUGAACUUGAGGUUGUUUGGGAGGCCACCUCCAAGGAAAACCUGAGAAUCCGGAAGCUUCUCCAGGAUGCACUGGAGAGGAGAAGCCUGUGGGACAGCCAAGCUCUGGAGGUACUCUGCGCCGAGAGCCUUUCUCCAGGAGACCAGCUGGACGGCUUCGGCUUUAGCUACUGCGACAUGAAGCCACCUCCUGCCCUGCCACUAGGACCCGUAGACUCUCCAGGGCGAGAGGCUCUGGCCUGAGACUCCCCUGGGCUAACCCAGGACAGGAUGCGGCAAGCUUCCCCCACCUCUGGGCAAGGAAGAAAUAAACCGUUUUGAAACUCA
Messenger RNA from Sorex fumeus (smoky shrew), 2507 nucleotides. It is a transcript of the gene CEP89, whose product is annotated as centrosomal protein 89. The transcript is spliced from 19 exons. Bases 45 to 2423 code for a protein of 792 amino acids. Gene Ontology annotation, biological process: cilium assembly; chemical synaptic transmission; mitochondrion organization. NCBI's taxonomy places the organism in Eukaryota, Metazoa, Chordata, Mammalia, Eulipotyphla, Soricidae. Gene Ontology annotation, cellular component: ciliary transition fiber; centriole. The record is from RefSeq and is a predicted model, not a curated record.